This is a messenger RNA of Salvelinus sp. IW2-2015, 985 nucleotides long. Its product is annotated as thyroglobulin-like. The record is from RefSeq and is a predicted model, not a curated record. Lineage: Eukaryota; Metazoa; Chordata; Actinopteri; Salmoniformes; Salmonidae.
GGUGUCAGUUGUUGAAAGACAGAGGUCAGUCUGUGGUGGGUUAUGAGCCAGAGUGCCAGGUGGAUGGAAGGCUGUUCUCCCCGCUGCAGUGUGACCAGACACACUGCUGGUGUGUGUCUCAGACAGAUGGACAGGAGCUGCCUGGAACCAGGACCCCACGCGGCACCGGGAAGACCCCAGCCUGUGACAGUCCCAGUGUCCCUCUCCGUUCUCUGACAUCACCGUUACCCACGGUGACGUGGUCUGUCGCUCUGACGUGAUUGGUGGCCAGCAGAACUGUGCCCUCAUCUGUCACCUGGGUUACGAAAGCACACUUCCUGUAAACAUGCAGUUACUGUGUGACGUGGAGACCAGAACCUGGGUGACAGAGGCCCCACUUCCUCAAGCCUGUCAGAGACUUCAGGUGCUGCAAACCGUCCAGACCUCUGUGGUGCUCCAGCUGCCCUGCCUCCAGGCCAGGGAUCCUGCAGCUCCUCCCUUCACUCCAGCCUGCAGCCUCUCUACUCUACGACAUGAGGGCAAGGGUCUCUGCAGCCUGCAGCUGAUGUUCAGCUCUGUGUCAGUGUGUGAUGAGUCGUCCGUCUCUGUAGAGUGUGUGAGUGAGGAAAGUGCCAGUGUUCAGGUCAGCUGGAGGCGCUCUUCUCUCAGACCUUGCCUGUCUCUGUUCUGCCGGACCUGCAUGACGUCGACGUGGCUCUCAGUGAGGAGAGGCUGUUGGAUGGCUGCUAGGCCUGAUGGGUAGUGACCCCUACCGCUCCCUCUUGACCUCUGAACCCAGAGUCCUUCUACCUCAGCACCCAACUUUGGCUGUUCCCAUGGCUACCAGCGUGUUGGAACAGGAUGUGUGGUGUGUCCUGCGGGUAUGUUUUCCAGUGGAGGUGCGUGUUCGCCUUGUCCUCAGGGCUCCUACCAAGACCAGGAGGGGUCAGACUUCUGUACCAUGUGUCCUAAAGGCACGUCCACUGCCGGAGCUUCCACUGCCACA